Messenger RNA from Bacillus rossius redtenbacheri, 2746 nucleotides. It is a transcript of the gene mus81, whose product is annotated as crossover junction endonuclease MUS81. Bases 462 to 2216 code for a protein of 584 amino acids. Gene Ontology annotation, molecular function: crossover junction DNA endonuclease activity; 3'-flap endonuclease activity; DNA binding. The transcript has a single exon. The record is from RefSeq and is a predicted model, not a curated record. NCBI's taxonomy places the organism in Eukaryota, Metazoa, Arthropoda, Insecta, Phasmatodea, Bacillidae. Gene Ontology annotation, cellular component: Holliday junction resolvase complex; nucleus. Gene Ontology annotation, biological process: resolution of meiotic recombination intermediates; DNA catabolic process; double-strand break repair via break-induced replication.
CGACCGACCCGCCGAUGCCGACACAUCCAUCACUCGGCUAUUAACGGCGAUGACGUCAUUCGCAUUGCAGGUGCCAGUACAGACCAGCGCCGACUAAAACUCCAUUUGAUUCCAGACGCGCUGGUGGAAAAGAUCCUGUCAGUCUGCGGCUCGAUAUUGCUCCACGAGUAUUGCAGCAGGCAGCAGAAGGAAAAUAUCCGCAGUGCGGCCAAUGGCAGAAUACGUAUCUUGAUUCUUGCGGUGCGCGACAGGUAAAAAAAUUCUGUCGUGUUUUGGUUCGUGAAACAAAAGACUGAAGACGUUCGUUUUCGUUUCGCAAUGCUGCCACUUCGGAAUCAAGGAAAAUAUUAUUGUUGUGAUAAUUGUUUUGACAAUGUUUUAUAUUAAUGUAUCUCGCCAUUUCAGUCAGCGUGAGAUAAGAUGUGUUUUUUAUGUAAAGAAAUUUUUAGCAUAAACGAAAGAUGACAUCGCCAGGUGGGUCAAAUCAAGUUAGAAAACGCAUAACUUUAAAAAACAAGGCAUGUCCUAACCCUUUAUUCGAAAUGUGGCUUCAGGAAUGGAAGGAAUCCGCAGAUAAAAAGGGAUCGGACAUGAAAUAUUGUUUUGGGAAAGCCCUAGCUUCUCUUAGGAAAUUCCCAUUGAGGUUAAAAAGUGGCAAGGAAUGUGGGAUUCUACAAAACUUUGGCAAUCGAAUAUGUGUAAUGUUGGAUCGUAAACUAGCAGAGUACAAGAAAGAACACCCAGAACUUGACUUAAAUUCACCAUCAUCAUCUGGUGAAAGCCCACCUAAGUUACCUUCACAUCAAAAAGCCAAAGAGAGAGUCAGGUCAACAGUUCAGGCAAAUGGUCGCCAUAAAACGCAGCGAGAUUCCGAGUAUGUACCAGCUUAUAGAUCAGGGCCAUAUGCUCUGUUGCUGACUCUGUUGAAAAAUUCAGAACGCCAUGACUAUAAGGGUUACAUGACGAAGUCAGAGUUGCAAACCCAAGCUCAGGACCUUUCCGAUACAUCGUUCACGAAACCUUUACCGGAAUCGCGAUACACAGCGUGGUCCUCUAUGGCGACACUGGUGCGGAAAGGACUCGUGGUCCGAAACAGCAACCCUGCAAAGUUUUCUCUCUCUGACAAAGGCAAAGAAUUAACCAUCAAACUUAGAAGUUGUGUUGGGACUGUAAAUGAUGCUAUGAAUGGUACCCAUUCAACAAAUGAAAUUUCUUCGCAGGAAUCAGUUUUCACAGCAGUUUCUACAUUAUCACGUGCGAGCAGUGCGAGUGAGCCGAGUGAACAGAUGGAACAGUGCUGUAGGACGACAGUAUCGCCAACUAGUAAACAAGUGCGUGGUGACAGGCGGGAUGUGUGUUCAGAAUCCAGCUGCAUCAUCUUCGAGCCGGGCUCUUUCGACGUGGUGUUGCUGGUGGACAAGCACGAAACGGCGGGCGGAGCCAGCUCGAAGGAGAGCGAUGCGACGGUGUCGGAGCUCACGAGCCGCGGCGCGAGGUUCGAGCUGCGGCACCUGAAGGUCGGGGACUUCGCGUGGGUGUGUCGCCACGGGACCACGGGCGAGGAGCUGGUGCUGCCGUACAUCGUGGAGCGGAAGCGCACGGACGACCUGGGGAAGAGCAUCAAGGACGGGCGCUUCCACGAGCAGAAGUUCCGGCUGAAGCAGUGCGGGGUGCAGAACGUGAUCUACCUGGUGGAGAGCCACGGCACGGACCAGCACACGGGCCUCCCGCUGCCCACGCUGCAGCAGGCGGUGGUGAACACACAGGUGGUGGACGGCUUCACCGUCAAGAGGACGGCGAGCCACCGCGAGUCCAUGUCGUACCUCGCCACCCUCACCCGGCUCUUCCGCGCCUCGUUCCGCCGCAAGACCCUGGCCGGCUGCCCCAAGCGGGACCUGCCGCCCUUCGCGCUGGAGGGGGACUUUGCCUCGCUGCUCGUGUUCUCCGAGUUCAGCAAGCUGUCUGGGAAGGCGAAGAACUACUCUGUGAGGGAGAUGUUCGUGAAGCACCUGCUGCAGCUGCGGGGCCUGUCGGUGGAGAAGGCCCUGGCGAUAGUGGGGUGCUACGAGUCGCCCCGCGCGUUGCUGCGUGCCUACGAGCAGGGAGGGGGCGAGAAGCUGCUCGCGGAGAUUCGGUACGGUGCGUCCAACAGACUGAUCGGCCCUGUGAUAAGCCGAGCCAUCUACUACCUGUACACCAACGACACCUUGAAGUAGAGAUUCGCAACAUUUAUCUGCUGCUGUAUGGUUGAAAUUAUUUACAAAGUUAGUUAGUUCCUCUCUGAUCAUUAAGUAUGUACAAAUUUGUAGCUUAAACUUGUGUUAUUAUUUGUUGUGUGUGUAGAGCUGGUUCCGGCAAUAAAUACUAAUAGUGUCAAUCUGUUUUAUGUUAUAAAUCAUCGUUUAUAUUGUUAAUAGUAAGUUAUUGAUUGAAACUGAAUAACACUUCUUAUUCAUACAAACUACUAUUUAAUUGAGGUAUGCAUGUGCAGGCCUAAUCCGGACUGUGUUCCAAGUCUCAUGCUAAGGUAAUGCUGGAACCACGCAAUGCGAGAUGCAGGCAGUCUGACUCUUGUGGGAGGAUCUCGUGCACACACACACACACACACACACACACACGCGCAAGUUUACGCUAGCAAGUUGCUGUUUGUAAAGAGGGGCUCGGCAGAAUGUGAUCCUGCCAUAAGUUUGUGCUAUGUUUGUAACAUUCAUGUUGACUAUAUUUAAAAGAAAAUUAUUUCAUCCAA